Nematolebias whitei (Rio pearlfish) is the source of this 3598-nucleotide messenger RNA. Its product is annotated as potassium/sodium hyperpolarization-activated cyclic nucleotide-gated channel 3-like. The record is from RefSeq and is a predicted model, not a curated record. Gene Ontology annotation, cellular component: membrane. Lineage: Eukaryota; Metazoa; Chordata; Actinopteri; Cyprinodontiformes; Rivulidae. The coding region runs from base 1 to 3477 and encodes 1158 amino acids. Gene Ontology annotation, biological process: potassium ion transport; transmembrane transport. Gene Ontology annotation, molecular function: voltage-gated potassium channel activity. The transcript is spliced from 8 exons.
AUGGAGAAAUUCCAGUCUUCCAUGCGCAAACGUCUCUACAGUCUGCCGCAAAACAUCGUGCAAAAGCCCGCGGGGGCUGACGGCGAAGGGGACGGCGGCAAGGACACCGGGAGGAAAAGUAUUCGCCUAAAACAUUUGUCCUCCUUGUCUCCCGCCAGCAGUUGCAGGAGCAUCGAGGAGGCCAGGAGCGAGGACUUGGACAGGGACGUGGCUGUGAGGUCCAACUUGAACGGGGACUGCCGCUUUUUCAGGAGCAGCAUCUCCUCCAUCACCGGACCACAUCCUCCCGGCUCGGAUCCGGCGGAGCAGCGGCGCCUCCUCCCGGAGGCUGACGCCGGGGCCAGCGAGAGUUUGCCCGGGGAGCAUUAUGGCCCCGGGCCCCUCCAGCAGCAGAGGCUGAUGGGAGGGCUGCUCAGCGUGCCGGGGCAGCCCUCCGUGUUCGACCAGACAACUUUCAUCAAGUUGGAGGGCACGGAGCAGAUCAUCCCGGAGGAUGAGCGGCUGUACCAGGCGGGCUUCAUGCACCGGCAGUUCGGGGCCAUGCUCCAGCCGGGAGUCAACAAGUUCUCCCUGCGGAUGUUGGGGAGCGAGAGGGCCGUGGAGCACGAGAGGGAGCGCGUCAAGUCUGCGGGCUUCUGGAUAAUCCACCCUUACAGUGAUUUUAGGUUCUAUUGGGACCUGACUAUGCUGCUGCUGAUGGUGGGAAACCUCAUCAUCAUCCCCGUGGGCAUCACCUUCUUCAAGGACGAGCACACACCGCCCUGGAUCGUUUUCAACGUUGUGUCGGACACCUUCUUCCUCCUGGACCUGGUCCUCAACUUCCGCACUGGCAUCGUCAAGGAGGACAACACGGAGAUCAUCCUGGACCCACAGCAGAUCAAGAUCAAGUACCUGAAAAGCUGGUUCGUGGUGGACUUCGUCUCCUCCAUACCCGUGGACUACAUCUUCCUCAUCGUGGAGACUCGCAUCGACUCUGACUUUUACAAGACGGCCCGAGCUCUGAGGAUCGUCCGCUUCACCAAGAUCCUGAGUCUGCUGCGUCUGCUGCGCCUCUCCAGACUCAUCCGUUACAUCCACCAGUGGGAAGAGGUUUUCCACAUGACGUAUGAUCUUGCCAGUGCCAUGGUGCGGAUCAUGAACCUGAUUGGCAUGAUGCUGCUGCUGUGUCACUGGGAUGGCUGUCUGCAGUUCCUGGUGCCGAUGCUGCAAGACUUCCCUCCUGACUGCUGGGUCACUCGAAACAAGAUGGUGAAUGACACUUGGGGUCAGCAGUACUCUUACGCUCUGUUCAAAGCCAUGAGUCACAUGUUGUGCAUCGGCUACGGCCUCUACCCCCCCAUCGGCAUGGGCGACGUCUGGCUCACAAUCCUCAGCAUGAUCGUAGGCGCGACCUGCUUCGCCAUGUUUGUGGGACACGCCACCGCACUCAUCCAGUCUCUGGACUCUUCCAGGAGGCAGUACCAAGAAAAGUACAAACAAGUGGAGCAGUACAUGUCUUUCCACAAGCUCCCCGCCGACAUGCGGCAGAGGAUCCACGACUACUACGAGCACCGAUAUCAGGGGAAGAUGUUUGACGAGGAGAGCAUUCUGGAGGAGCUGAACGAGCCGUUGAGAGAGGAAAUUAUCAACUUUAAUUGCCGUAAACUGGUGGCCUCCAUGCCCCUGUUUGCCCACGCCGACCCCAACUUUGUAACCUCCAUGCUGACCAAGCUGCGGUUCGAGGUCUACCAGCCGGGCGAUUACAUCAUCCGGGAGGGCACCAUCGGCAGUAAGAUGUAUUUCAUCCAGCAUGGCGUCGUCAGCGUGCUGACCAAGAGCAACAAAGACACCAAGCUGACGGACGGCUCUUACUUUGGAGAAAUCUGCCUGCUGACUCGAGGCAGGAGGACAGCCAGCGUGCGGGCGGAUAACUACUGCCGGCUGUACUCUCUGUCCGUGGACAACUUCAACGAGGUGCUGGAGGAAUACCCCAUGAUGAGGAGGGCGUUUGAGGCUGUGGCGCUUGACCGCCUGGAUCGCAUCGGGAAGAGGAACUCUGUUCUCCAGCAUAAAGUCCAGCACCACCAAAGUUCAGGCACGCUCAACCUUCACGAGACAGAGAUCAUCCAAAGAAUCGUCCAGCACGACCGGGACAUGGCCCAGUGCACUCAGCUGAUCCAAACCAGCACCGGUCCGACAUUAAACCUUCCUGCUGCUCCUCCAUCACCCACCCCUCUCAUCUGGACCCCUCUGGUCCAGGCCCCACUCCAGGCCGCCGCUGCCACCACGCCGCUGGCUCUGGCCUUAGCUCACCACUCCACACUGCCUCAAAUCCUCCUCCACAAUCCUCUGGCACCGGGGUCCGGUUCUAUGAAGGAGCACGGCAGCCACCCGAAGAGGGUGCAGAUCGGAGCCUCCAGCAGCUGCGGGUCUGGGUCUCCACCCAGCCCCGCCAAGAACAGACCUGUGGCUGAGACUCCCUCUCUGGGGUUCUCCAUCCCCCAGCAUCUCUCCACAGGACUUUUGUCAGCCUGUCUCCCCUCACAGCCCAUCUUCACCAGCAGCCUGCAGCCUGUCACCCCCCUGGUUGCUCAUCCCCCCCACUGCGGCGUGGCCCCAGUUUUCCCCAUCAGCCAGACCACCGUCUCCUACACUUGCUCUGCCCAGCUCCACUCCCAGCCCUUCCAUGGCGCUAUGACCUCUCCACCUCUAGGUUUACUUCAACAGGGGGCACCAGGGAGGUUAGCGGGGAGAUUCCCAGCCCCCACCAUCGGGCCUCUGAUCUGCAGCUCAGUGAACCCCAUUCUGAGCCAGAUGCAGCAGGUCUGUCCUCCCUCCUGCAUCCUGCAAACAGGAUCCACAGCGAGCAGCGAUGGGAGCCUCCCACAUUUUCCCAUCAUCACCAGCAGCCAAUCCUCUACUGGACCUAACCCCCCAGCGCCUGUCGGUGGAGCUGGAGCUGCAGCGUUGCUGGCCCAGCACACCCUGGCAGGACUGCAGUCUGUUUUCCUCCCCCAGGUUCUCCCCGAGCACUCGGCACUUGCUUCUCUGGCCCAGUACGGCUCAGCCGAGGACUCGCCCAGCUACACGCCUCCCCUUCACAGUCCAAGUACACAGAGCCCUGUGAGGGGGCAGACAGUUUUCCACGGUGAGCUCCCCCCCACCAUAAGCUCCCCCAGUUCUCAAACCCAUCAUACCUCGUACUCUAGAGAUCUUUUUACCCAGGAAAUAAAGACUAUCUCAGGCUCUCACAGCUGUCUACACCAGGAAAGGCCUUUGGUCAUGAGUGGCUCCCCAGAGGGGGCAGCGGGGGCCUUCUCCUCCCCCAUGACUGUCAGUAAACUCUACACCUCCAUCCCAGGACAAGCUGCUCCUUUGAGUCGGAAACGGACAGGACCCGAACCUCUGGACCCGUCGGGUGGCGUUCACUCUCCUCUUCUUAGAUCUCCUGCUGAAACGUUGGAGCACAAACAGUCCAAGCUUCCCUCCAACCUGUGAGCGUCACUCCUGCGGCGCACCGACGGCUCGCCUCCAUGUCGGGAAUAUUUCACACGUCAGUGGCAGAGGGACGGAUUUUACCCAAACUAGAGAUCAACGGUUGUGUUUUUACUCAGAGUGA